Molecule: messenger RNA, 3747 nt
Organism: Pyricularia pennisetigena
Lineage: Eukaryota; Fungi; Ascomycota; Sordariomycetes; Magnaporthales; Pyriculariaceae
Exons: 2
Coding region: 1-3747 (1248 amino acids)
Molecular function (GO): protein binding
Source: RefSeq, a predicted model, not a curated record
AUGCAUCAUCCCUACACUCGCUUGGCUUUUUAUGCUAUUUUUGUCGGCACCGGCCUGGCUCAGAGAGACAUUACUCAGUGCCCAACAGCCGAGACGACCAUCCAGGACAGUCAAGGCCGACCCUGGGCCGUCUGUGCCAACAGCGAUUUUAUUGGCGACUCAGUACAGAUCCUCGCCAAUGUGCAGACGGACCAGGCAUGCCAGAAACUGUGCGCCUCGAACGGGGCAUGCACCAUGGCGGUCUUUGACAAGAUGUAUUUCUACUGCCACAUCAAAGGCGCCGGGCAAAGAUGGGUCACCAGUGACAAUUCCCAGUUCAACAGCAUCAGAGUCCUGGCUGCUGUUCCUGACCGGCAGCCCAUCGACCGGUGUCCCAAGGCGGAGACCAACACCACCGACAGCCAGGGGAGGACGUGGACGACUUGUCCAAACAGCGAUUUUUUGGGCCCCACCAUUCAGAUCACUCCCAACGUCGCCUCGUCGGCUGCGUGUCAAGAGCUCUGCGCGGCCAACAGCGCCUGCAACCGUGCCGUUUGGGACAGGCUAGGCUACUGUCAUACCAAGGGCGCCGGGCAGGAAUGGGUGUCGAGCGCAAACAAGUUUGACACGGUGCGGCUGGCUUCUGAUGCAUCGGGAGGCGGUGGCGGCAGCGGCAGCAGCAGCAGCAACACCAAUAGUAAUGAUAAUAAUAAUAACAAUAAUAAUAAUAAUAGCGGCCAGAUCCCCAGCGACUGGAGAUGCAAUGGCCAACAGACAGUAGUCACGACGAGCGACGGCUCGACGUGGGCUCAGUGCACUAAUACCGACUGGCAGGGGCGCAGCAUGUACGCUUUGGACAAUUUCAAAUCGGCUGCGGCCUGCGCUGAGGCUUGCUCCAUCACUCCGACGUGCAAAGAUGCCGUCUGGGACAAACAGUACAACUACUGCCACAUGAAAGAUUCCAAGGCGGGGCUCGUGCAGGCCGACAACAAACAGUUUGACCAGCUGAGGUUGAUCAAAAGGGCGGCUCCCGCGACGCAGCCCGCGCAGGUGGGCGGCCGAUGGUCGGACAGGAUCAGCUACCCCGUCGUGCCGGCGGCCGCCUACGUGGUUCCGCAGCAGCCCUUUGCCAGCCGCGUGCUGGCGUUCUCGGCCGGCGACAACAUGGCGUUUGCCGGCCGGAAUGGGCAGACGCAGUUUGCAGACUGGAACUACCAGACGGGCGCCGUCUCGGGGCGUACGGUGCAAGAGACCAAGCACGACAUGUUCUGUCCCGGCAUCAGCUCCCUGGCGGACGGCAGGAUGGUGGUCACGGGCGGCAACGACGCGGCCGCGGUCAGCAUCUACGACCCUUCGACCAACCGAUUCGUGCGCGCGCCGGACAUGAAGCUGGCCCGCGGCUACCAGUCCAGCACGACGCUCUCCAACGGCAGGGUCUUCACCAUCGGAGGCUCCUUCACGGGCGGCGUCAAGACCAAGAACGGCGAGGUCUACGACCCGAGCAGCAACAAGUGGACGCUCCUGGACGGGUGCAAGGCGGACGCGCUCAACACGCCCGACAACAACUGGAGGCGCGACAACCACGCCUGGCUGUACGGCUGGACGGGCGGCAGCGUCUUCCAGGCCGGCCCCAGCGGGCAGAUGAACUGGUACAGCACCGACAACGGCGGCGGCGGCGGCACGCGCAGCGCCGGCGUCCGAAACUCGACGGGCGCGGCCAUGUGCGGCACCAACGUCAUGUACGACACGGGCAAGAUCCUCGCGGCGGGCGGGUCGCCGCUCUACGACAACGACGCGGGCGUGACGACGGCGCAGAUCAUCAACGUCCCCGCGCCGGGCCAGACCGCCACGACGCAAAAGGCCCCCGACAUGAAGUACCCGCGCGCCUUUGCCAACAGCGUCGUGCUGCCCGACGGCUCGGUGCUGGUCACGGGCGGGCAAAAGUUCGCGCGCCAGUUCACCGACGUCGAGUCCAUCCUGUACCCGGAGCUCUGGAGCCCCAAGACCAACACCUGGACCGUCGUGAACCCCAUGGCCGUGCCGAGGAACUACCACUCCGUGUCCCUGCUCCUGGGCGACGGCCGCGUCUGGGCCGCCGGCGGCGGGUUGUGCUGGGUCAACCGUGGCGCCGCCGACAAUGCCGCGAACUGGCAGUGCGAGGCGUCCGCGCAGCACGCCGACGGCGAGAUCUUUUCGCCGCCCUACCUGUUCAACGCCGACGGGUCCGAGGCCGCCCGCCCCAACAUCACGGCCCUGACCACCUCCAACGACGGCAACGGCAACUGGGUGCGGGCCGGCGGCUCCCUGACCGUCACCCUGGACGACAGCGGGCCCAUGACCUUUUCCGUGCUGCGGUUGGGUUCCGCCACCCACUCCAUCAACAGCGACCAGCGCCGCCUGUCGUUGACCUCCACCCAAAAGGGCGCCAAGCACACCAUCCGCCUGCCGAGCGACGGUGGCGUGCUGCUGCCGGGCUACUGGUUUUUGUUUGCAAUGAAUGCUCAGGGUACUCCGUGCGUCGCGAGGGUGAUUCAGGUUAGGUUACGACAACCCAUCACUAUGGAACCCACUCAAGGAGCAAGCGCCCUCCUGGCCCUCGCUGAGGCUAUCCGGGAAACAAAACCGCACGAGGUUGACUACUUCGAUACCAUCAGGGAGUAUUAUACCAUCUGCUCCUCAACAUGCGCAAACGACAAAAUUCUGGAACAAAGCUCCAAAGAUCUCCUGAAGAGGGCAGGCCUGCUAGGACCUCACAACUCAAACCACGACACGUAUAUGAUCACUAUCCAUACCAACGCCGUUGGCGGUGCAGAGGACAUCAUGUUGUGCUUGGAAGGCCUAUUCAACGUCGUUGACGGAUGGAUAGUUAUCAACCAUCUAAACACGAGUAUGGAAUUCCCCGUGCAGGAUGAUAGAGCCAACGUGUCGACAGCUGCACUUUUCGGCUACGUUUGGAGCAGACUUGCUUGCAAGAAGGGCAAGGGAAUGGGUGUCUCGCCUCUCAAGGCGGUCAUAUUUGAGAAGCUCUCCGAUUAUUCUUCCCCCGAGAACCUCAGCAUGCUAAGAUGCUUGAGCGACACCCAAGGCGCCUUGCUCAAUACGUUGAACCUGAGCUCUGGGCAAGACUUCCUAGGUGAGCUGAGCGGACCGGUCAAGUUCGAGCAUCUGUUCAAGGACGGUGGCGUCUGUCGCGUCCUUUCCGAUGCCUUGACUGCAGCUCAGUCCGUGUUCUCCAAUAGAUAUCCCACAGAGCUCCUCUGGUCAAGGGACUCAACAACCGGCUAUUACAGCCUGCUAGUCUUGCUCCAGCCGCUUUUCGACCUGGAGGAGAGCUCAAGUUCCCCCCAGGCUACCUACCAAGACGUCCCCGUCCGCGCCCCGGUCCUAAACCACCCGCGAAUCCUCAAGAAGUCAUACGAAGCACUGGUAGAAACGGUACCAGAAUGCUCUGGUCCCAACGAUCCAGGCGCACAGACGCUGUCACUGCGACGGGGUGGCGAUCUUGACCGCCAACAGCCUCCGCGAUCCGCGCCCGACUUUGACUUGCUCGAGGCCCGGCUGGACCGGCUCUGCACCAACGAGCCCGACCCGGAGCUGGAGGCAGAGGCCAAGAGGCUGGAGGAGUUGAGUAAGCGACAGGCUGGCGUCUGGGAUGAAGAGACCGAGAAGGUGAUGAAGGAAAUCAAGGAGUCUGAGGAGAAAGCAUCGGCCAACAAGGGGGGACAAAUGGGGACGAUUCCCAUUGGCUGUUUCGGUGAGCGCAAAUAG